Molecule: messenger RNA, 3583 nt
Organism: Fukomys damarensis (Damara mole-rat)
Lineage: Eukaryota; Metazoa; Chordata; Mammalia; Rodentia; Bathyergidae
Product: AT-rich interactive domain-containing protein 4A-like
Exons: 1
Coding region: 8-3523 (1171 amino acids)
Biological process (GO): regulation of transcription by RNA polymerase II
Cellular component (GO): nucleus
Molecular function (GO): transcription cis-regulatory region binding
Source: RefSeq, a predicted model, not a curated record
GGUGAAAAUGAAGGCGGACGACAAGCCUGCCUACCUGACUGUGGGCACGGAAGUCAGUGCCAAGUUCAGGGGUGCCUUCUGCGAGGCGAAGAUCAAGACCGUGAAAAGGCUGGUGAAAGUCAAGGUACUCCUGAAACAGGAUAAUACAACACAGUUUGUGCAAGAUGACCAAGUCAAGGGUCCUUUAAGAGUUGGAGCAGUUGUUGAAACCAGGACGCCUGAUGGAUCCUUUCAGGAAGCUGUUAUCAGCAAGUUGACCGAUGCUAGCUGGUAUACUGUGGUGUUUGAUGAUGGUGAUGAGCUAACCCUGACACGAAGCUCUCUCUGCCCGAAAGGGGAGAGGCACUUUGCAGAGAGCGCGACACUUAAUUACUUUCCAUUAAUAAAUCCAGAGGAAUUCGGAAAACCAGUAAUUGCAAAGAAGACAGACCAGGGAAGGAAGUCCUCACUUUCUGUUAACGAAGAUGAGAAGGAAGAAAAAAGUAGUGAAGAGGAAGAUAAGCAGCGUCUCAAUGAUGAGUUUUUAGGAAAAGUUGUGACAGUGGUUUCUAUGCCUGAGACGACUGAAUGGUACCCUGCUUUGGUAGUAUCUCCCAGCUGCAAUGAUGACAUCCCAGUGAAAAAGGAUCAGUGUUUAGUUCGAUCAUUUAUUGAUUCUAAAUUUUAUGCUAUAGCGAGGAAGGAUAUUAAAGAAGUAGACAUUCUCAAUCUGCCAGAAUCUGAGCUCUCCACUAAACCAGGGCUGCAGAAAGCAAGUAUCUUCUUAAAAGCUAGAGUUCUUCCUGACAAUUGGAAAAUGGAUCUAAGUGAAAUCCUGCAGUCAUCCAGUAGUGAUGAUGAAGAUGUCCCAGAUAAAGAAAAGGAAAAGGAAACCAAAAAGGAAGAGAAGGUGCCUAAAGAACUUGAUCCUAAAGAGAGGGACAACUUCCUCCAGCAGCUUUAUAAGUUUAUGGAAGACAGAGGUACUCCAAUUAACAGACCACCUGUUUUGGGCUAUAAAGAUAUCAAUUUCUUCAAACUUUUUAGACUGGUUUACCUUCAGGGUGGAGGUGACCAUAUUGAUAGUAGUGCUGUAUGGAAGCAAAUUUAUAUGGACCUUGGCCUUCCAAUUUUGAGUUCAUGUGCUUCCUACAAUGUAAAAACUGCUUAUAGAAAGUAUCUCUAUGGUUUUGAAGAGUACUGCCAUUCUGCAAAUAUUCGAUUUAGAACCAUUCAGCACCAUAAACCAAAAACUGAAGAAGAGACAACAGAAGACAAAUUAAAAGAUAAUGAUUUAGAACAUAAGGAUGUAGAUGUUGACUGUGAAACCACAGAGAAAGACGAAAACAGGCUAGUACUGGGGAGAAAAAAUACACCAAAGCCUAAAGAGAAGAAAGUCAGAAAGCAAGAGGGCACCGACCGAGACUCAGAGGGAGAGGGAGAAGAAGAAAAGAGCCAAGAGAGGGAAGAAACUGAGAGGGAAUGUGACUCUGAAGGGGAAGAAGAUGAAGAAGACACGGAACCCUGUCUAAUAGGAACCAAAGUGCAAGUGAAAUAUGUACAAGGGAAAACUCAGAAUAUCUACGAAGCCAGAAUUAAAAGCACUGAGAUCAAUGAUGGAGAAGUUUUAUACUUGAUACAUUAUUAUGGAUGGAAUGUCAGGUAUGACGAGUGGGUGAAGGCUGACAGGAUUAUCUGGCCUUUGGACAAAGGUGGACCAAAGAAAAAACAAAACAAGAAAGCUGAGAAUAAAGAAGAUAGUGAAAAGGACAGGAAGAGAGAGGAAGAGAGGCAGAUGAAGCAGGGGCGGCCCUCUCUGCAAUCCAGCCUGCCCUCCGGCUCUCUCUUUGGCCUGCCCAAAGCAGCCCAUGGUGAAGCCAAAUCGGACUCUUGUUCUUCUCAUAGUGAAACAGAAGACCCUCUAGAAAAGAGUUUGAUAAAUGAGGAACUUUUCCCUGAUAGUAAAGAAGAAUUAGAAAAAAAUGAAAAUUUUAAUAAUGACACACUACAUGAAGAAAACCCAAAGAUAGCUGGAUAUGUGCUAAAAGACAAUGAUAGAACAGCAGCACAGCCUUUAGAAACCCUGCUGCUGGAAGGUGGAGAGAACGAACAAAAUGUGCAGCUUUUUGGAAACCAAGGGGAGAAAGUUAAGAAGGAGGCAGAAAAAUCUCCAAAAGGCAAGGGAAGUGGAAGCAAAACAAAAGAUAUUUCUUUAGAAAUGAUAAAGAUUUCGUCAUUUGGCCAGGCUGACACCGGAAGUGAGCCUCAGGUGGACGCUCAUAGCCUCGAAUUUUCUUCAUUAGACAGUAAAAACUUCGUUGCUGCUGGAGAUGAAAUCUACCCAUAUGGGAAAGAAAGGAAGUUGAAAUGGAAGAUACCAGGACAGUGGUCAGAGGAGAAGUUAAGAAUGGAGAAUGGCAUGCGCAUGAAGAACAGUGUUUCUCAGGACAGGACCGGUGACUGUAUUGCAUCCGAGGAGACAAAGAGUUUGCAGUUGGAGCCAGAGAAUGAAGGAAUGCUGUCCGAGGCCAGCCAGUGCGGCUGGAAGUUGGCCUAUGAGGAGCUCAAGUGUCCCGCGGAAGAGACUGCCAGCGCACCCAUCAAGGAGGAGGAGGACGCCAUGCCGCUGAUCGGACCAGAGACCCUAUACUGCUACGAGGUGGACCUGGACGACUUGGAUGAGGAGGACAAGCCCGGCGCAAAGGACGCGGCCAUGGAGAACUCUGAGGCCAGCUCUCUGGUCUCCAUGCCCCCCGCCGUCGCUCCCGCAGGCCCCCACAGCUCCUCCGCGGCAUUGCCCCUGGGCCUGAGUCAGGACGAGUCCCAGAGAGUGCGGAGUGAGAGCUACCCCACCAUUGGGGUGGAUGGCACUGCUGAGGGGUCCCUCGAGGGGCCCUGCGAGUGCAAGCGGCCCACGGCCAGUAGAUUCGACGCUGGCGCAGGCCCCGCUGCCUGCAGUUUAAUUGCACAAGAGAGAAAAAGCAGAGAGAAGGAUAAAAAAAGGCCAAGGGAUGGAGAUGGUGGAUUAAAGGCAAAAAAACAAAAGCGAACCCCAAAAAGGUCAAGGGCUGUAGCCAAAAAUGAAAAGAAUAGAGCAAUAAAGAGCAGUGAUAGUGAAGCUCUUCCUGCUGUAAACAACUCAAGUAAAUGUACUCCAGUAAAGCGUCUUAGUGUAUCUAAGCCACCAAAGCAUGCACAGUCUCCUGCCAGAAUCUCUCCUCACAUCAAAGACAGAAAGAAAGAGAAGCAAAGAGAAAAGCAUCCCAUUUCCUCCCCCAGGACGUAUAAGUGGAGCCUUCAACCUAAUGAAUUAGAUAACAUGAACAGCGCAGAGAGAAUCUCUUUUCUCCAAAAAAAAAUACAGGAAAUCAGAGAACGCUACAUGUCUCUGAAGUCUGAAGUUGCAAGCAUAGACAGGCGCAGAAAAAUGUUAAAAAGGAAAGAAAGAGAAGUGGCUCACGCGGGAGCCUCCAGGUCAUCAGCUUGGUCAGACACCGGAAUAAGUCCCUCAUCAUCAUCCCCCCACAAAAUGUCCUUGAUGUAGAAUGCAGGAGGGUAUUUCAGCGACCCCACCAGUGCAAGGGACAUCUGUCUCCAUCCUUCG